Molecule: messenger RNA, 342 nt
Organism: Phytophthora infestans T30-4
Lineage: Eukaryota; Oomycota; Peronosporomycetes; Peronosporales; Peronosporaceae
Exons: 2
Coding region: 1-342 (113 amino acids)
Biological process (GO): double-strand break repair via homologous recombination; nucleotide-excision repair; base-excision repair
Cellular component (GO): nucleus; site of double-strand break; DNA replication factor A complex
Molecular function (GO): damaged DNA binding; single-stranded DNA binding
Source: RefSeq, a predicted model, not a curated record
AUGGACUUUGGCGGUGCUCCGACUGGUAACGCGACGUCCCCACGCGUCAAUAAGAAGACCAUGGGUGCCUAUGUAGGCCACACAGUCGCUCUCGUCGGCGCUGUGGAGAGUCACUCGCCCACGGCCGUUGUACUGCGCACCUCGGACGGUGAGAUCGUGAACGUGAAGACGCAGCCAGGCACCGACUAUGGCAGCAAAGUAGUGGAGGUGAUUGGCCGCGUGGAGGACAGUGAGACCAUCCGGGAGUUCAAGACGACGCUCUUCGGUGACAACUUUGACUUGGACGUGUACGACCAGUUCGUGCAGCUCUCGCAGACCAAGUACAAGCAUUUGUUCGAGUAG